Chionomys nivalis (European snow vole) is the source of this 865-nucleotide messenger RNA. It is a transcript of the gene Phex, whose product is annotated as phosphate regulating endopeptidase X-linked. Gene Ontology annotation, molecular function: metalloendopeptidase activity. Gene Ontology annotation, biological process: protein processing. The record is from RefSeq and is a predicted model, not a curated record. Gene Ontology annotation, cellular component: plasma membrane. The annotation marks the transcript as partial. Lineage: Eukaryota; Metazoa; Chordata; Mammalia; Rodentia; Cricetidae. The transcript is spliced from 5 exons.
CAAGGCAACCAAUAUUUUGAGUUUCUUUUAUUUCAUUUGCGAAAGAUUAUUUAAGAAAGGGUGUCGAGGGGAAGUUUCCCGACAGGCAUUUUUAAAGCUGUGUAUUAGCAGACGAGCAGGGGAGUCUUGGAUGUCAACGCCUGACAAACUCUUGAGACCAGCUACCAAACCACGAAAAGGGACUUUCUGAGUCUUUUCUCCGAUGGAAGCAGAAACAGGGAGCACCAUGGAGACCGGAAAGGGCACCAGUCGAGGUGUUCGAAUUGCACUGGCCCUGUUUGUUGGUGGCACCCUGGUCCUGGGCACACUGCUCUUCCUAGUGAGUCAAGGCCUCCUAAGCUUCCAAGCUAAACAGGAGUACUGUCUGAAGCCAGAGUGCAUAGAAGCCGCUGCUGCCAUCAUGAGCAAAGUAAAUCUUUCUGUGGAUCCCUGUGAAAAUUUCUUCCGGUUUGCUUGUGACGGCUGGAUAGACAAUAACCCGAUUCCUGAAGAUAUGCCGAGCUUUGGGGUUUAUCCCUGGCUCAGACACAAGGUUGACCUCAAGCUGAAGGCACUUCUGGAGAAACCGGUUAGUCGAAGGCGGGACAUCGAAGCUGUACAGAAAGCCAAAAUCCUUUAUUCAUCCUGCAUGAAUGAGAAGGCGAUUGAAAAAGCAGACGCCAAGCCCCUGCUCCACAUCUUGCGGCAUUCACCUUUCCGCUGGCCUGUGCUCGAAGCUAAUAUUGGUCCUGAAGGGGUUUGGUCAGAGAGAAAAUUCAGCCUCUUGCAGACGCUGGCAGCCUUCCGUGGGCAAUACAGCAAUUCUGUGUUCAUCCGUCUGUACGUGUCCCCCGAUGACAAGGCGUCCAAUGAACACAUCUUGAAG